AUGGUGGCGUUCGCCAAUUCUUACGGAAUGCUGCUCGCAGCUCGAGCGAUUGGUAGCUUGGGUGGCGGCCCCAUCAUCACGGCCUUGCCAGUGUUUCUGUGUGAAAUAGCUGACACCGACGUAAGGGGGACGCUAAUUGUGAUCCACUACUUCCUCAUGCAGUGUGGCUACCUGCUCGUGUACAGCAUUGGGCCGUACCUGUCCGUCACCACUGUUGCUCUCAUCUGCGCCUCAGUUCCGAUCAUUUUCGUCUUGACAUUCAUCUGGAUGCCGGAGUCACCAUACUUCUUUCUCAAGCAACAUAGAGAAGCGGAAGCUUUGAAGUGUCUCGAAAGAUUCAAAGGUCAGCUGACAAGGGACGAACUCAAGUCUGAGCUGGAGUCGAUGUAUCAAGCUAUAAGGGAGAAACAACAAAGUAAAGGAAAGUUGAAAGAUGUCAUCUUGGUGUCUGUGCACCGCAGGACGUUGCUCUUAGCGGUAGGGUUCAUUCUGUUCCAGAUGUCGUCUGGAUCGAUAGCUCUCGCCACGUACACGACGUACAUAUUUGAGAAGAGCGGAAGCGAACUCGACUCGAACAUCUCUUCCAUUAUCCUGACGGCCGUCACGCUUGGGGCAAACGUCAUGUCGUCGCUGGUCGUCGAGAGGUUCGAUCGGCGGCCCUUCUGCAUGGCGUCUUUCUCAGUGUGCGCCAUCUGUCUGGCCGCAGAGGGAGCUUAUUUCUACGUCGACGACAUCUAUGGAGACGUGCCUACUGCAUUCGACUGGGUGCCGCUCGCCGGAAUGAUUGGAUUCAGUGUAAGAAAAUAA
Molecule: messenger RNA, 807 nt
Organism: Schistocerca cancellata (South American locust)
Lineage: Eukaryota; Metazoa; Arthropoda; Insecta; Orthoptera; Acrididae
Product: facilitated trehalose transporter Tret1-like
Exons: 1
Coding region: 1-807 (268 amino acids)
Biological process (GO): transmembrane transport
Cellular component (GO): membrane
Molecular function (GO): transmembrane transporter activity
Source: RefSeq, a predicted model, not a curated record